CAUCAAACCCACUUUUUUCCCCCCUCUCUUCAUAUCAAGAAACUCACAUCCAUCUAUCAAUCAAUCAAUCUUGAGCAGGGAAACCAAUCAAAGUUUUCAUCUUUUUCAAGUUCCUUUGAGAUUGUUGGAAACUUUAAGGUUUGGUUCUAAGAAUCCAUCAGGGAAGACAGCUAUGGAAGGUGUUGUGGCUCAUGAGAGUGAUCUGAAUCUCAAGGCAACUGAGCUGAGAUUGGGGCUGCCUGGAACAGAAGAGUGUGAGAAAGAAAUGGUGUCAAGUGCCAAGAACAAGAACAAAAGAGCCCUACCUGAAUCAGCCUGUGAUGAAGAAGACUGUGAAUCCAAGGCCAAUUCUGAUGCCAAAGCCUCUCCUGUUGCCAAGGCACAGAUUGUGGGAUGGCCACCAGUGAGAUCUUACAGGAAGAACAGCCUGCAAGUGAAAAAAGCAGAAGCAUCUGAGAGUGGGAUGUAUGUGAAAGUCAGCAUGGAUGGAGCCCCUUAUCUCAGAAAGAUUGACCUCAAGGUCUACAAUGGCUACCCAGAGCUCCUAAAGGCACUGGAAACCAUGUUUAAACUCUCCAUAGGUCAAUACUCUGAGAGGGAAGGCUACAAGGGCUCAGAAUUUGCUCCUGCUUAUGAAGACAAAGAUGGUGACUUGAUGCUUGUUGGAGAUGUUCCUUGGGAGAUGUUCUUGUCCUCAUGCAAGAGGCUGAGAAUAAUGAAGGGAUCAGAGACAAGAGGAUUGGGUUGUGGCAACUGAAACCCCACAAAUCUGAGCAAAGCUAUCAGGAAAAGAGUGGAACGUUCAAGAUCUGUCUCAGGCAGGCAAGCUAGCUUGGGUUGUCGGAGCUGAGCCUAGUAGUUUUGAAAAAUCUUUUUGUAACAUCAAAAAACAGUUUCCCAGAUUGGACUUCAGCCCAGAAGUUCAUCCAGAAGAAACCAGUUCCUAUGAUGUUAUUCGUUUACUUCAUUUCAUUCUUUUCUUUUUAUGUAAAUUAAUGUGUUAUUAUCAGGAAAAAAAACCAUGGUGGUUUCAAGAUCCUGUAAUGAUGUUCUUGUUUCUGUUUUUGGAAUAAUGCCAUCGAGCAUUCAGAGAAAUAUAUACAGUGUUUGCUCUUGAAGCAGUUGUACAAAGAAACAUAUAUGUUACAUCGAUCUUCUAAUAGCGA
Ipomoea triloba (trilobed morning glory) is the source of this 1166-nucleotide messenger RNA. Its product is annotated as auxin-responsive protein IAA4-like. The coding region runs from base 173 to 757 and encodes 194 amino acids. NCBI's taxonomy places the organism in Eukaryota, Viridiplantae, Streptophyta, Magnoliopsida, Solanales, Convolvulaceae. The record is from RefSeq and is a predicted model, not a curated record. Gene Ontology annotation, biological process: regulation of DNA-templated transcription. The transcript has 3 exons. Gene Ontology annotation, cellular component: nucleus. Gene Ontology annotation, molecular function: protein binding.